AUGGUGGCAGUUAACGAUGAUAGUGAUAACCACGACAAUCAUGAUGAUAGUUACAUUAAUGAUCAUGAUGAUGACAGUAACGACAAUAUAGGUCAUGACUACAGAGAUCACGACAAUGGGGGUGAUGGAUGUCACACAUCACUUUGUGGAUUUGUUAACCGAACAAUGAUGGUCAUGAUAGCGAAAGUGAUGGCGGUUGACAACGAUAGUGAUGACAACAACAAUCAUGAUGGUGGUUACAGUGGUGAUCAUGAUGGUGACAGUGGCAACGACAAAGGUCAUCACAACAGAGGUGGUGACAGUUGA
Molecule: messenger RNA, 306 nt
Organism: Glycine soja
Lineage: Eukaryota; Viridiplantae; Streptophyta; Magnoliopsida; Fabales; Fabaceae
Product: putative proline-rich receptor-like protein kinase PERK6
Exons: 2
Coding region: 1-306 (101 amino acids)
Source: RefSeq, a predicted model, not a curated record